Ictalurus punctatus (channel catfish) is the source of this 2276-nucleotide messenger RNA. Its product is annotated as F-box protein. Bases 56 to 1600 code for a protein of 514 amino acids. The record is from RefSeq and is a predicted model, not a curated record. The transcript has 8 exons. Gene Ontology annotation, molecular function: protein binding. NCBI's taxonomy places the organism in Eukaryota, Metazoa, Chordata, Actinopteri, Siluriformes, Ictaluridae.
CUUUUAAACCUGUUGUCCAAGAUGGCGGCGCUCGGCGAGUUGUUUACCGGCAGGUAUGGCCUACCGCGACGCGACCCUGGAGAGUGAGCUGCUGGAGCGGUUCUCCUGUUUAUCUGUUAGCAAGGAGGAAAGUAUGACUAAAAAUGAGCUCCAUGACUCGGAUAUAAACCCAGGUUUGUUAUAUUUAAGUGACGAGGUGCUUAUUGUCAUUUUAAAUCACUUGGAGCCGGUUUCUUUGCUGAGGCUCGGCAGCACCUGCUGCAGGUUGUUCCGGGUUUGCUCCUGUGACACGCUGUGGACGCGUCACUUCCGGGACUCGUUUGGGGUAGGCCUGCCGAACAUCACCACAGCCGGUUACACCGCCAAAACCGCCUUUCGUUUAGUGUUCAUGUGGAGAGCCCUUUUCCGAAACAUCCACUGUAACCGGUCCCUUCAGGAGAAGCUGUUUGCUGAAGUGCCGUUCCCUCCCCAUGUGUACUGGACGCAGUGGCUUGUAAUGGAGGAGCGAGUGCCUUUACCUGCCGCACAGCUAUCGUGUGCUGAUGUGGAGAAGCUGUGGGGGAUGCCGGGAGAGCUGUUCACCGAGAAACUUCAAGAGAAACCAGAAGGCGAUGAGACCCUCAGGAUAGAAUGGAGGGAGUUGUACAGCCUCGCUGUCAAUCAUCAUGGAAGUACAGCAAUACUCUUUCACUACGUUCUUAAGCAGCACCAAAGCAGUGACCAUUCUGAACUGGAGUCGAUGUACCGCCAGUACACCCAGUGCAGGUUCCAGUGGCUGUUCACUUACUGGCUCUUUCGCCAGCCGACCCCGCUAAACCGCCAGAUCAGAGCCAUCUACCUGCAGUGGAGGAAGCAUAGUAAGAAGAAGGUUUCCACGUGGGGAGAAACGGUGUGUGACGUGAGAUACCUGGCCUCCCUCCAUCCAAUCACCAGCGACUACUGGAGGGGCAAACUAGCUCGGGGAGAUGAAAACAUCGGGAUUCAUACAGUGGGAAACUACUUCUCCAUGUGCAAGUCACUAGUGGCCUGGAUCCUCGGCCGUGACUGGGGCAGACUGAAACGCAGAAAGGUUUACGAGGACACUCUGGAAGGCGUGUACCUGCUGCUGAAGAGAGAGGUGCAGGAGAGGCUGGUGGAACACGAGAGGUUCUGGCAGGUGGCCAAAGUGCAGCUGAGCCGAGUAUGCACUCUGGAGGAGACGGCUGUGAACUACGUCAACUGGAAGAUGCUCGAGACGCUUCCCUAUUACAAGCUGUAUUUGGUGUCGGGAAACGGCGUGUACCUGCAGCAUGUGCAGGGUUUCCUGAGCAGGAAGAGGAUGCUUCAUGACUGGAUCUACCUGGAGGACAACACCUGGCUCAGAGAGCUGCUCCCUGAUGAGCUCUUCACACGGCUGGAGUUUGACACCAAGAUCUCUCAAGAAAGUUUACACGGCUCGUCUGCGAUCGCUCAGCUCAGUCGGCUCAUCUGGCUGUACCUGCACUCAGGUGAGCAGCUCUACAUGGAGGGAGUGAAACAGACGGUGCUGCAGUACGUUCACGCACGACUGGACAUCAGCACCAGCCUCUGGCAGCCUGUCCUCAGGCCUGUCGCUCCAUGAACUGGCCUGGACAGCAGAUGCAUUUUCAUUCUAAAUAGUUUUAAAGGACUGUCCUUUUUUAUGUUUUACUUUUUUAAUUCCUAUUAGCAUUUUUUAACAACAAAAAAAUAGAUUUUAUGGCUCCUGUGCGUUGCAGUGUAUUUUUGGGACUGUAGCUGAAUUUUAACUUGUGAUGGAUCUGGCUGUGGUGUGGAGCCACAGGCGUUGAACUCGGUGCUUUGGGUAAAUUGUGUAAAUAUUUUUAGCGGUAUGAAUGUCGCAUGUCACGAUGUCUGUGUGCUAUGAUGUGUAAGUUUGGGUGUGGCUCUGGGAUGUAUUUAAAUACUUAAAAGGAAUUCAGUCACCUCAUCAUGAUGGGUUUCUGCUUUUUGUUUUAUUUUUUUAUUUGUAUUUUUUGACCAGCAAAAUGUUGUCCUUUAUCUGAUUUGAUCAUUGUUGUAUUUUCCUCUUAUUCAAGUUUUUUUUUUUUUUUUUUUUUUUUUUUUUUUUUUUUUUGAGGUCUGUGAAUGUAAUCUUUGUUUUGUUUUUUUUUUGUUUGUUGGCCCCCCCUCUUGACUGAAUUACUGGAUUUGUGCCUUAUGGUUAGCCUAAUGUGUCUCUCUCUCCCCCCCCAAUAAUCCUGAGACUAUUAAAGUCCCUUUCAACUUUAACCCACUGCUGGUGUUUUAUUGUCCUC